CAAAUUGAAGUGAGCGAGAGAGAGAAAGAGAGAGAGGGAGAGAGAAAAUAUGUAAGCGGGAGGGAGGAAAGGAGGAAGCGCGUUUCGAAACUCGAAAUCUAACGAGGAGCACACUCAGAGCCACGCGAGCGGCCGCGCGACGCGGUACGAGUAUUCGGAUGCCGGUGUGAACGACGUUACGUUAUGUGUAUCGAGAAACGUGCGAGCCACGCGAGGCUCGCCUGUGCCGUCUUGUUUCUCGUGGCGAUUGCUUUGCCGCUCGGGCUCUGCCAAAAUGCCGGGGCACGCCCGGCUUCGUCCAGGGACAGGAUGGGAUCGGAUCGUUUCGAGUCGCACACCCUGGGAGCCCGCCGGCAGUACAGCCGAGACGCAUCUUUUGAGGGAAUGGAGGCUCUCGAGGAGGAAAACAGAAGGACGCUCUCGUCGCGGGGUGUUAUCAAGGAGCCAGUGGAGACGGAAGCGGAAGCGAAAGCGGAGGCCCGCGGCGAUGAACGCGGGGACAAACACCUCCUUUUGUCAGAAAAUGGUGCGAAAAUUCCGCCUCGGCGAGACGUAAAUGUCACUACUUUGAGCAAGCAACAAGAGGGCAACUUCGGCAGUCGGACGCGCAAAAAGCGUCGCAGGGCCAAGGAGGGGUCGGGAGGUCCCGAUGUCAAGGAUCGCGUGCACGGGAUCACCGAGGACAGUCGCGAGAAUGAGAUAACGGGCAAGCGGGAUCGAUCGUCGAGGAGGAGGAACGACCCUUUCUCGAGGUCGCGGCCAAAGAGUCGGGAGGCGCGAAAGUCCCGCGCGGAACGACGAAGACGGAAAAAGAAAGACAGGAAUGAGCGAAGUAGAGGAAGCGGCAGGGACCCUACUCGGUGGAACGAGAGGCGGCAGGACGUCGCGCGACGAUCGUCGAAGCGCAAGAGGAAGAUGCACGAUGGCGGACGUAUCCCCGAUGAAAAACUUGAUCUUGCUGGGAGCAAUACGUCCGAGCCAACGAUCGAAAGCUCGUCGUACUUUGCGACUCCUGAUCGCGCCUCGUUGACGGAGGCUGUCGACACGACGACGACGACGACGACGACAACGAUGUCGUCAUCGUCGUUGUCGAAUCUCCUUCAACGUCAUCCAUCGUCCGGAACGACGAGAAGACUGACGAGAACGACGCCACGGCGCAUCGGCGUUUACGCGACCGACACCGUGGAGAGGGAAUUCUCGAAGCAACUCGAGAUGGAGAUCUCCAAGUCCGCUUUCAAGGACCCUUCGAUUCUGGAUGAAGGUAUCUUCGAUACCUCUCCGAGGAAAUCGAGCGAACGGAAUGCGGAGGAGCCGGGACGCGAGGUCAACCGCGACGAGAAAGGCGUAGAGCCGACCGACUCUCCUUCAAAGGAGGGCAAAAUCGAUUUCAGGGGCUCGCAUUACGACGUCGCGAGAAUGCUCGGCUACUCGAGGACCGAGGAGGACCUACCGAUUCUGGAUCUGGAGAACGAGGUACUAGAAAGGACUAUGAAGGACUACAACGCAUACAUGACGUCGCGGUUGAAGCCGUUCUCGUUGCCACGCUACGACGAGCUGCCGAUCCGUCGCGCUUCCGGCCCACAUCCGCCGAGGAAGCCGAUAAUUAAUUCCGAGGAGAGCGUCGAGGAGACCGGCGAUGGGAGCGCGGAAGUCACUGCAGGCGUGACGGGAACGGACGACAGCGGCACGAAGGGGGACUUGUCUUGCAUAAAUGGGACGUUCCUGCCGGCGCCUCUGUCUCGCCAUGCGCUGAUCAAAUAUGUAAAGUCCUCGACCCCGGGCCACGAGUAUUUGGAAGCCGAUUACGAGUGUGUGCUGGGCUUCCAUAUGGUAUCCUCCGCGAGCCGAUUAGUCUGCAGGAAUCGUCAAUGGGUCGGACAGGUGCCGAAGUGUGAGAUCAAGCAAAACCCGGAGGAGGACGGGGUGUGCGCCGAGGCGUUCUGCGAGCACGUUUGCAACGAAAUUAACGGGCGUCCCGUCUGCUCCUGCUACGAGGGAUUUAGAUUGGACGGCCACAAAUGCGUCGACAUCAACGAGUGUUUGCUGAACAACGGCCACGGCCCCUGCCAGGACACCUGUCGAAAUUUCGUGGGAGGAUACGAGUGCUCGUGCGAGGGCUUGCGAGACGCGUCGCUCGCCGCCGACAAUCACACGUGCGAGCGCAACCGGCACACGGGUCCGUGCAGCGUCAACAACGCCGGGUGUUCCCACACGUGUCUGUCCACGAUGGGCCGGGUGUUCUGCCUGUGCCCCGACGGCUUCAUGCUCGAGGACGACUGGAAGACGUGCCAAGACGUGGACGAAUGCUCGGUGCCGGAUCUUCAGACGGAGCUGUGUAGCUACGGAUGCAUUAACACCCCGGGCUCCUAUCGAUGCGCGGCACCUAUGGAGCUGAAGGAUCAGCCGGUCCUGGACAGCCUGUCCAUCACUUGCCUGCCGGGCUACGAGCAGACCCCUCACGGGUGCAUCGAUAUCAACGAGUGCGCGGUUGAUAAUGGCGGGUGCAGCGAAGUGUGCGAGAACACCGACGGGAGCUUCUUCUGCGCCUGCGACGGGGACGAGAAGGCCUUGUCAUCCGACGGGAAAUCCUGCGUAGACAUAAAUACUAUCGCGUGCCUGCCGUUAAACCCGGUCGAUCGCGGCUAUUUAAUAUGCUCCCGAUCAGCCACGUCCAAGUUGUGGCGCGACAGGCGAAAAGUGCCCAAUCGGCCCGGCACGAGGUGCUUUCUGAAGUGUCCCCGUGGGUAUCAGCUUCACGGUGAGUACGAGAUGACCUGUCGAUCCGACGGCACCUGGGACGGACCGCAGCACGGAAAAUGCGUCAGAUAUAGCAAGCCCCGAUUGGAGUGUCCGAAGGACGUAGUGGCCGAAUUGCCGCCGGGCAGGGACGAGGCGUUCGUGACCUUCGAUCAACCGGCGACGGAUCUCGAUUGGUUCCGAUACGUGCGAUCGAAGCCGUCCUGGGGCACGCGGCUCGAGGCGAAUCUGGUGCCCGGCGUGCACGAGGUCACAUUUUUCACGCGACACCCGGUAUCGAAGAAGCAGGCCAGCUGUGUAUUACGCAUUAUCGUCAAAGGCGGCGAAGCGCCGAAAGUUAAAAACUGUCCGAGGGACAUCGAAGUCGUCGGGAGGAACGGAACGGCUAUCACGUGGACGGAGCCAACCUUCACGGACAACGUGAAAGUGACGCGGAUCAGCAAUAAUGAGAGCCCGGGUCGUCGCUUCGACAUCGGCGGUCACAGGAUCGAGUACGAGGCGAGCGACGAGGCCGGUUGGUCGAGCAAGUGCGUCUUCGCCGUGGUCCUUCGUCAGGAAUAAACGGCCGAUGAAGAGAGAGAGAGAGAGAGAGAGAGAGAGGUGCGACGGGGAAGGAUCAAGGACGCGAGAGCGAGAGAAAGGAAGCGAGAGAGAGAAAGAGAGAGAGAGAGAAAAAACGAAUGGGAGAGAGGAGGGAAGAAGCAGCGCGGAAGAAUAACGAUAAGGUAAUAUAAAUGGAAAUGCUACGGAGAAUCGGGCACAGACGUUCCUUACCUAGGCCCCGGACGUAAUGGAUUCCGUUUUGUCCGGCAGGUUACACGCGGGAAAAGUGAGAAAGAGAAAGAAAAGAACGGAUACCCUUUCGCACGUACACCGGUGUUCGAACCUCUUUCUCCGAUCUUUCUUCCUUCUCGCGUGCACUCGUGACACGCGGACGUAAUGAAGUUUUAGGACAGGCAUGGAAGUAACGUAAUGAUUAGCCGCUAGAUCAAAACUCCCGUCGGCUAUUACACUUUUGAUAGAAUAACGAUAGUUCGUAUAGCGUUGUACGAAGCAUUCCAUUGUAUUCUUACAACGAAAGAUUAUAUUGUCUUACGCAGACGGGGGAAAGUGGGAUUUCGUUCGGGUAGAAAUGCGGCAGCCUCCGAUAUGGCUUGUACAAAAUUCGCACAUAUCGCUUUCUAUGUAAAAUUGCCCCGUGAUUCGCGCGAAACUGAGUCUCUUCUUGAUUUUGCUCGACAACUGCUGGCGUAGCGGCGCACAGUGGGACCAAAGUGGAAAAAAAAUCCAGAUUUA
This is a messenger RNA of Solenopsis invicta (red fire ant), 4053 nucleotides long. RefSeq lists its product as uncharacterized. Gene Ontology annotation, molecular function: calcium ion binding. Lineage: Eukaryota; Metazoa; Arthropoda; Insecta; Hymenoptera; Formicidae. The transcript has 12 exons. The record is from RefSeq and is a predicted model, not a curated record. Bases 184 to 3318 code for a protein of 1044 amino acids.